UCGGGGAUGCGCAGCGUGGACGAAUCGCGGGCUGGACUAGCGACUAUAAGAGGGACGCCGCGCGUCGCGACGCCACACAAUCUCCAGUUUGUCCUGCACUCGAACUCGACGCGCGUCCUACCGAGUGUCCCGGUGCCGAUUUUCACGCAGCAAGAGGAAGAGAGAGAGAGAGAGAGAGAGAGAGAGAGAGAGAAAGAGAGAGAGAAAGAGACAGAAAGAGGGUAGAAAUCGUGUUCUUUGGGUUCUUCGACAGUACCUCCCUUUAGCGAUUUGGAUAAAGAUGGUUCCGGAUGGGUCAUCUGGCCGGCUGCCGUGGCUGCUGCUCGCCACGGGUCUUUUCAACAUCGUCAACGGUGUAAUCAAAGGGAGCAACGAUUUUCAACACUAUCAGCAACAGCUUACGGCAGACCAUUUGGCAAAGGAUUUUUACCGUAUGGACUACAAAGAUGGCUUUUUGAGUUCGUACCCACGUUUCAAACCUAUCACAGAUUGCAUUUUCGUUACGACGGAGCCCGGCGCUUUCAUAUACACAUCGAAAACCGAUAGCGAGGAGGUCUGCGGCGUUCACUUCCUUGCCGGACCCGACCAAAAAGUGGAGAUCAGUUUCCUCAGCUUCGACGUUCCGUGCGAGCAUCACGGACUUAUCUCGGCGCUGGACGGCUGGGAGAUGGACGGCGAAGUGUUCCCCAGCGAAAUGGAUCAUCGAUUACCCCUAAAGCAGAGGAUCAGCGAAUUCUGCGGUAAAAAUAUCGGUGUGAAGAAAAGCUUCGUAAGUUCGCAGAACGUUGCGGUCGUCAGGUAUAGGAUACCGAAGCCCGGGAAAGGAUUCACUGUCCUUGCGAGAUUUCUGAAAAAUCCUAGACCGUGCAAUGUGUUGGUGACAAGUCUAACGGAGCCGUUUACUUUACGCAAUUACGGAAGACGUAUAAAUUGCACCUACGUCGCAUUAUAUCCAGGAACCGUACAAGUAAUCGCCCUCGGAGUUGGGGUUACCAAUUUACUGGGAUCCGGUCGCACAACCGAGACCGGGACUCUGCGGAAAUGCGACGAGAGGAACCCGCACGAUCAAGCGAUAAUUGGCGGCGGCUACGGUCUAGACACGACCAAAGUACAGGUGGUGGACUCCAUCUGCGGCAUAGACUCCAAACCCGACUACCAUGAGGUGGUAGAGUAUAGUAUCACCUCCGUGCGGCUGAUAUCGAGUGGUUUCUUCGACAACUCUGUGACGGUUAACAUCCAGCCGCUCAAAGACGAGUUUCUGGACAGGAAUUAAUUCGAAACGGUUUUGAUCAUAGAACACGAUCGUCGAUGCUUGUUUCAAGACCUCAUUGUGAAUGCAGUUACUUUUGAGCCGGCGAGGGUCCCAAAAUUUAGCCAUUCACACCGAGAUAGAUGCAUAUAUAUACUCAUUUUCGUUCGACGAAUUUUGGAAACUGAGUUCCACCUUCUAAACAAUGUCUAGAUACUUUCACGACUUUUAUUUAUUAUACCUUCAUUGAACAUUACUUCUUGAUUCAUUGUAUGUUCAUGUGACUGAGUGCGAUUAAUCGUUUGAAUUUAUGACUGAGAUUAAUUUAAAAGAUCAUGUUUUUUAGAGUCCGUACUAUAUGUUGAAAUGAUUUUAUGUAGAUGUCCUUUCCGGAGAUAUUCAUAAUUUGAUAUUGUGCAACUUGUGAUAAAUGGAUUUCAAUAAUCGAUGUAGAUGUAUAGAUUUUUCUCUGUAGUUGCUAAAACAUUUUAGUACCUUAGAGAAAGGCCUCGAAUUUUUAUUCUUGUAGAGUGUAAAAUUAUAAACGAUGCUGUUCGAUUGAAGCGUGCCAAUUUCUUUUAACGACUUAACUGAAUAAACGUUAAUUAUUCCUCCA
Megalopta genalis is the source of this 1865-nucleotide messenger RNA. RefSeq names its product corticotropin releasing hormone binding protein (gene crh-BP). Gene Ontology annotation, biological process: hormone-mediated signaling pathway; negative regulation of corticotropin-releasing hormone receptor activity; negative regulation of corticotropin secretion. Gene Ontology annotation, molecular function: corticotropin-releasing hormone binding. NCBI's taxonomy places the organism in Eukaryota, Metazoa, Arthropoda, Insecta, Hymenoptera, Halictidae. The record is from RefSeq and is a predicted model, not a curated record.